Meloidogyne enterolobii is the source of this 1648-nucleotide messenger RNA. The record is from the annotation of a GenBank genome assembly. Lineage: Eukaryota; Metazoa; Nematoda; Chromadorea; Rhabditida; Meloidogynidae.
UUUUUAAGUUUGAUUUUUCUUUUAUUGAUUUUUUCUUUCCUUUUUCAUUUGUUUUUAACCACUUCUUUUUCCGCGUUUAUUUUUGUACUUUUUUGUAUUUCCUUUAACUUCUCUUUAUUUAAAUUUUGUUUUCACUAUUUUUUUAGUUUUUUUUUUAAUUUUGUUGAAUUUUUGAAGUUUAUUAAGGUCAGUUAUUAAAUGAUUUAUCAAUUAAGAUUUUGCCCGGCCCUGAAAAACUUUCUUUUUUUUCCAAAGAAAGAAUAAAUUUUGCGGACCAUAUAGAUCAGUAGUUUUUUUGGUAAAAUAUAGGCAAUUUCUUUCAAAUUAUUAACUUGUGUAUCUAAGUUUUUUUCUAUAUCAUCUUUUUUUUUGUUCUAAUGUCGACCGUUUUUUUCUUUUUAUGAAGGCCCCCGUUAGUUUCUAAUCAUUUAAUAGUGUAGUUAAUUUUUGUUUUACAAUUUGCCUUUUUUUAAUUGUAAGGUUGUUUCACCUGGAGCAUUUUUAAACGCUUUAGCGGGGGUUAAACGAAUAAAAAGAAUAAAAGAAAGCAUUUCAAUAGCGGAGACGCAGGUUCGUCUCCUUUCCGGCGGCUAAACUUUUGCUUAAUUUUUUAGGUUAAUUUUUUGCCGUGUACUUUUUCAAAAAUUUCAAUUUUGUUUUUAAAAUUCUUUUGGAGUUUUUUGCAGUUUUUUUUUGUUUUAAGUUUUUUUUCAAAUGUGUAAAUUUAAAAAAUAUUUUGGGAAUUUUUUCGCGGUGACAUAUUUUAUAUUUAGUCUUGAAUUUGAAACUUUUUAAUAAUUUUGACUUUUUUUUUUGAAAAAUAUUUUUUUGUUUAAAUGUGUAAUUUUUUUUCGAAUGAAUUUAAUAUUUGAAAAAAUGUGAUUUUUAGUUUCUGCAAAAUUUUUAGUUUAAAAUGAACAAUUUUAAAGCACUAAUUUUUCAAUACAAAAACAAACUUUUUUUACAAAUUCACUUCUCCUUAAAUUUUUUCUAUAUUUUAUUCUUUCUUUUUGGUUUUUUUAGCUCUGAAGAGUUUGUUUACUUUUUCCGCGCUUUAAUAUUAUAUAGUUUUUGGUGCGUUUUUUUUUUUGUUUUGGAUUUUCGCACUGAAAUUUUUAUUAAUUCUGAUUUAGUUGGUUUGUUUAUUUUUUGAUUUAAGUUUUUUUUGACAAAUUUUUUAUGUUCAACUUAUUAAUUUAAAUUUCUGAUUCUCUUUUCGAACCCCACUUUCUUUUUUUCUUAUUUUUAUGCAUAUUUUUAAUAAUGUGUUUGGCCCAACAUUAAAACAAUAUUUAAAGUUGCUUUUUUUUUGUUUUUGUUUUUUCUAAAAUUUGCUUAUUUUUUAUUUUUGCUUAUUCUUUUUAUUAUAUUUAUUUAUUAUUUUUAGCUUUUCUCUUUUUUUCUUCUUUAUUAUAUAAUUAUUAUCUUUUUAAUUUUGCUUCAUUUUCUUGAAUUUUUUAAUACUAAUUUAACAAAGUUCUCUUACAUAUUUUUUAACUGGAUUUUAGGUUUGAAAAAACGUUUUUUCUUUUUGAUUUUGUGUAAUAAAUUUUGUGCUUUUUCCUUUUUUUACCUUUUUUGCUGCACUUUUUUUUGUCAAUGCUAUUAUGCAAAUUUUUUUAUUUUUAAAUUUGUAGAUUUUUUAAAA